Messenger RNA from Clarias gariepinus (North African catfish), 3195 nucleotides. RefSeq names its product MORC family CW-type zinc finger protein 3-like. Gene Ontology annotation, molecular function: ATP hydrolysis activity; zinc ion binding. Gene Ontology annotation, cellular component: nucleus; PML body. NCBI's taxonomy places the organism in Eukaryota, Metazoa, Chordata, Actinopteri, Siluriformes, Clariidae. The transcript has 22 exons. The record is from RefSeq and is a predicted model, not a curated record. Bases 84 to 2627 code for a protein of 847 amino acids.
AGAAUUUCAAACCAGUAGAGGAGCCUCCUACUUGUUUAUAAAAAAGCUUACUUUAGUAUUGUAGACAGCAGUUUUAAGUAAGGAUGGAACCAAUAAGAAAUGAAGGAAUACCUUUAGGCUUGAUCAGUCCAUGGUACCUGCACUCAAACUCCACUAGCCACACCUCUGUAUUCAGUGCUAUAGCAGAACUGAUUGACAAUGCUUAUGACCCAGACGUCAGUGCAAAACAAUUCUGGAUUGAUAAAACAAAAAUCAAAGACCAGGACUGCCUCAUCUUUAUGGAUAAUGGAAAAGGAAUGAACUAUGAUAAGAUGCGCAAAAUGUUGAGUUUUGGCUUCUCAAUUAAGCAGACAGAAAGCCCAACAAAAAAUCAUGAGCCCGUGGGCCAAUAUGGUAAUGGUUUUAAGUCAGGUUCCAUGCGCUUGGGGAAGGAUGUCCUUGUGUUCUCAAAGAAAGAUGACAUCAUGUGUGUGGGUCUCCUGUCACAGACUUACCUCGAGGAGAAACAGUAUGUCAUGGUGCCUAUUGUGGAGUUGACCAACACCGGACAUAUUACUAAACCAGAGCAUAAAAAGAGUCUUCAUGCUAUCUUGACAAGUUCUUUGUGUAAAAAUAAGGAAGAACUCCUUGCUGAGUUUAGUGUGAUUGAGAGCUUGUGCACCAACUCAUGUGGAACUCGCAUCAUCAUCUGGAACCUACGCAGGACAUCUCCAGGAGAAUUAGAAUUUGAAGUUAUAAAGAACCGCUACGACAUCCGGGUCCCUGUUGAUGAUGAUGAAUAUGAUGAUGUUGACGAUGGCACCAGGAAGAAACUCAAGCGAAAUGCAAAGGGUAGCAUCUCAGUGCCUGAUAGUAAAUAUUCACUGCGGGCAUACUGCAGUAUCCUGUACCUAAAUCCAAGAAUGGAAAUUAUACUUCAAGGGCAGAAGGUUGAAACUCAGCCUGUCACAAAAACUUUAGCAGAUGUCUCUACGGACACAUACAAACCUGUGUGUGAUCCUCCCCUAGAAACAGAAUUAGCUGUCACAUUUGGCUUCAAUACAAAGAGCAAAGAGCACUAUGGAUUGAUGAUGUACCACAAAAAUCGCCUCAUCAAAGCCUAUGAGCGCGUUGCCUGUCAGCGCAAGGCCAAGGACAGCAAAGGAGUGGGAGUUAUUGGGGUGAUAGAGUGUAACCAUCUCAAACCAACUCACAACAAGCAGGACUUUGUUGAUUCUGUAGAGUACAGGAGAACCAUGGCGAGUUUAGGUAAAAAGCUUGAGGACUAUUGGAGGGCAUAUACUUAUGCAUAUGAGAGAAACUACAUUAAACCUUUCGAGGAGCCUAUGAUGAAGCAACCAAAGCGUGUUCAGUGUAAUGAUUGUCAGAAGAAGCGAAAACUUCCAGAUGGCAUUGAUCCUGAAAAGCUCCCUAAGGAAUGGUUCUGCUACAUGAACUCUGACCCUCAAUUCAGGAGUUGUGAGGUUGAAGAAGAACCCGAGGAUCCUGAUGAAGAACCCAGAAAUCAGAAAAAAAACAAACCACAAAACAGUAAGCAGCAAAAGAAGAUGCAGCAGAGGGGAAAAAAUAAGUCUCCAAUACAGUCGGUGAAAGUUCAAGUCCAUCCUCUCACCAAUUCAUCUAUUCAAAUAACACCCCCAACUCAGAACAUGUUUUUUCCUCUUGCUUCUAAAAGGAAUGAAAAAGACUUGUGCCUGGAUAAAGUGAACCCAGUAAAAAAGAAAGCUAGGACAGAAGAUUUUGUGCAAUGUGAAGUAGUAGACGAAGAAGAAGUAAACAAUCACUCAAUGUCUACACAGCACUCUCACUCAACAUAUCCCUCAGGAGGCACUCAGGAGCUAUUCAUUUCUGACACAGUUAAACACUGUGCUGACAAUGGGGCAUACAGGUUUCAGUGCUCUGAUGCUGGUCAGUUUCAGUGUAAAUUGACCAACCUUGUCUUUGAGAUAAAAGCGAGUGGGAAUGUGAUUUACAAAGUCCUGUCAUGGGAAAACAGUCAGUUGGAGCGUAUUGGCCAAUUCAAGCCUGCAGGACCCCUGUACGAAAUCACAUCUUUACAAUCUUCAAGUUUUGACCUACUCCUCCCUCACUGUGAGAUAAAUACUGAUACAUAUAAUAAUCCGAGUGGACUGGCUGUGGCAGAAUUCAGUGAGGGUAGUCUGCAGAUCCUUCAGCGCCCAAAAAUAACAAACACACAUGUGACCUUAGAUAUCCACGGUUCCUUCUUGUUUGGCCUAAUAAAAAAAUCAUCAGGGGGAAAGCACAUCAAUGCCCAAGUACUUCUCUUUUAUGAACAAAUUAUUGGAACACAAAUGGGGAAAAAACUGUACAUUCACUUGUUGCCAGGAAAUGUGUCAGUUAAAGAGGUGCAGAAACAACAUCCAGGCAACAAGUAUGUUAUGUGCAGCACAUGUCAACUGAUCCCUGGUAAAAAAUACAAACUGCUGUGUGAGCCCGGUGAAUCCCAGCCAAUGGUUGAGACAUUUAACUGUGACUAUGACACUAACUAUCACCCCACAUUUGAGAUGAUCCUUAAUACUGAGGACGAAGACUUCAACUUGAGUCUUUUGGAUGAAUUUAGCCAUACGGUGUGGGAGACUCUUCUAUUUUCUCCUACAGGGUACUGAAAUUGUACACUCAUACAGAGAGAAAAGGAAAUAACAGACACUCUACUCACCAAGAGAAACAUCCGGAUGAAAUGUACAGUAAUAUCAAUGCAAUCAGUGAUAUCAAUUAACACAACAUGGAAAUUAGGAAAUUAUGCAAAUUCCUCAACUAAAGUGAAAGAAAAAUAGAAGCAGAAUUCUAUAAAGUCCUUUAGAAGAAGCAGCAUUUAUUCAAGGAUGAACUUAAGGUUAGUUAUAUUAAUGCAUAGAUAAUCCUCAAAAGUAGACUUUUAGACUUUUUCAGUAAAGGUUAAUAGAUUUAAAAGCUUAUUUCAUAGAUGAUUAGAUAUAAGUAAGUAUUUAUACCAAUAUUUAGAUUUUUUUUUUAAUACAUAUAUGUAAUGCUAAGUUUGACAAUGCAUUUUAUUAGUUUUUAUCUACAGUAAACUAUAUCUAAGCAUGUUUAUAAACCAUUUAAAUAACUUUGUGCACUGUAAUUUAUACUUGUGGGGUGAAUUUAUGAAUUCCAAAGUAAUAUCUAUUGUAUCUGCUAUAUGUCUAAUUAUCAAUAGGACCUAAAUAAAAUAUA